This is a messenger RNA of Drechmeria coniospora, 3558 nucleotides long. RefSeq names its product pyruvate carboxylase. The transcript has 9 exons. Gene Ontology annotation, biological process: pyruvate metabolic process; gluconeogenesis. Gene Ontology annotation, molecular function: pyruvate carboxylase activity; metal ion binding; ATP binding. The record is from RefSeq and is a predicted model, not a curated record. Gene Ontology annotation, cellular component: cytoplasm. Bases 1 to 3558 code for a protein of 1185 amino acids. Lineage: Eukaryota; Fungi; Ascomycota; Sordariomycetes; Hypocreales; Ophiocordycipitaceae.
AUGGCGGCUCCCCAGCAACCGCUCAACUUCACCGAUGUCUUCGACGAUGAUGACUUGGAUGAGCCCAAGUCGGUGCACCGCAUCCGCGCCAACUCGACCAUCAUGAAUCUGAAAAAGAUUCUCGUCGCCAACCGUGGUGAAAUACCUAUACGGGCUCACGAGCUAUCCCUGCACACCAUUGCCGUCUUCAGUUAUGAGGACCGUCUGAGCAUGCACCGGCAGAAGGCCGACGAAGCCUACGUCAUCGGAAAGCGUGGCCAGUACACUCCUGUUGGCGCCUAUCUUGCUGGUGACGAGAUCAUCAAGAUUGCCGUCGAGCACGGCGCUCAACUGAUCCACCCGGGCUACGGUUUCCUGUCCGAAAACGCCGAGUUUGCCCGCAACGUGGAAAACGCUGGCCUUAUUUUUGUCGGUCCUAGCCCCGAAGUCAUCGAAGCUCUCGGCGACAAGGUGUCCGCCCGUAAGCUGGCCAUUGCUGCCGGUGUCCCCGUCGUCCCCGGUACCGAGGGUGCGGUUGCCACCUAUGAGGAGGUCAAAACCUUCACCGACAAGUAUGGCUUCCCCAUCAUCAUCAAGGCUGCCUACGGCGGUGGCGGCCGAGGCAUGCGAGUUGUUCGUGACUCGGCCACCUUGAAGGAGAGCUUUGAGCGAGCCACGUCGGAGGCCAAGUCUGCCUUCGGCAACGGCACCGUCUUCGUCGAGCGCUUCCUCGACAAGCCCAAGCACAUCGAGGUCCAGCUGCUCGGAGACAACCAUGGCAACAUUGUGCACCUGUACGAGCGUGACUGCUCCGUCCAGCGCCGGCACCAAAAGGUCGUCGAGAUCGCUCCGGCCAAGGACCUGCCGACCGAGACGCGCGAUGCCAUCUUGGCCGACGCCGUCAAGCUGGCCAAGUCGGUCAACUACCGCAAUGCAGGCACUGCGGAGUUCUUGGUCGACCAGCAGAACCGCUACUACUUCAUCGAGAUCAACCCUCGCAUCCAGGUCGAGCACACCAUCACCGAAGAGAUCACCGGCAUCGACAUCGUCGCUGCCCAGAUUCAGAUUGCCGCCGGGGCCACGCUGGCUCAGCUCGGCCUGACCCAGGACCGCAUCUCCACCCGUGGUUUCGCCAUCCAGUGUCGAAUCACCACCGAGGACCCCGCCGAGUCAUUCCGACCCGACACUGGCAAGAUCGAGGUCUACCGGUCCGCAGGCGGCAACGGCGUCCGACUCGACGGCGGCAACGGCUUUGCCGGCGCCGUCAUCACGCCGCACUACGACUCCAUGCUGGUCAAGUGCACCUGCCACGGCUCGACGUACGAGAUCGCUCGCAGGAAGGUUCUCCGAGCCUUGAUCGAAUUCCGCGUUCGAGGCGUCAAGACCAACAUUCCCUUCCUCGCCUCCCUGCUGACCCACCCCACUUUCAUUGAUGGAACUUGCUGGACGACCUUCAUCGACGACACGCCCCAGCUAUUCGACCUUGUCGGCAGCCAAAACCGCGCCCAGAAGUUGCUCGCUUACCUGGGAGACGUCGCCGUCAACGGCAGCUCCAUCAAGGGCCAGAUCGGCGAGCCCAAGUUCAAGGGCGAGAUCAUCCCGCCCGUGCUGUUCUCUGCCGACGGCGGGAAGGUCGACGUCAGCCAGCCCUGCCAGGAGGGAUGGCGAAAGGUGCUCCUCGAGAAGGGCCCCAAGGCCUUUGCCAAGGCCGUUCGCGGCUACAAGGGCUGCCUCCUCAUGGACACCACCUGGCGCGACGCCCACCAGUCGCUCCUGGCCACGCGCGUUCGAACCGUCGACCUCCUCAACGUCGCCAAGGAGACGAGCUUCGCCCUCUCCAACCUGUACAGCUUGGAGUGCUGGGGCGGUGCCACCUUCGACGUCGCCAUGCGCUUCCUUUACGAAGACCCAUGGGACCGUCUCCGUCGCAUGCGAAAGCUCGUGCCCAACAUUCCCUUCCAGAUGCUUCUCCGCGGCGCCAAUGGUGUCGCCUACUCGUCGCUGCCCGACAACGCCAUCUAUCAUUUCGUCGACCAGGCGAAGAAGAAUGGCGUCGACAUCUUCCGUGUCUUUGACGCUCUCAACGACAUCAACCAGCUCGAGGUGGGCAUCAACGCCGUCCACAAGGCCGGCGGUGUCGUCGAGGGUACCGUCUGCUACAGCGGCGACAUGCUCAACCCUCGCAAGAAGUACAACUUGGACUACUACCUGGAGCUCGUCGACAAGCUGGUGGCCCUUGACAUACACGUCUUGGGCAUCAAGGACAUGGCCGGUGUGCUCAAGCCCCACGCCGCCACCCUUCUGGUCGGCGCCAUCCGGAAGAAGUACCCUGACCUGCCCAUCCACGUGCACACGCACGACUCGGCGGGUACCGGCGUCGCGUCCAUGGUUGCUUGCGCCAAGGCCGGUGCCGACGUCGUCGAUGCCGCGACGGACAGCUUGUCCGGCAUGACGUCGCAGCCGAGCAUCAACGCCAUCCUGGCCUCCCUCGAGGGCAGCGACCUCGACCCCGGCCUCGACCCGAAGCAAGUGCGGGCUCUCGACGUCUACUGGUCUCAGCUCCGUCUGCUCUAUUCCCCCUUCGAGGCCCACCUUGCCGGUCCCGACCCCGAGGUGUACGAGCACGAGAUUCCCGGCGGUCAGCUGACCAACAUGAUGUUCCAGGCCUCGCAGCUCGGCCUCGGCUCCCAGUGGCUCGAGACGAAGAAAGCGUACGAGCACGCGAACGACCUUCUCGGCGACAUCGUCAAGGUCACGCCCACGUCCAAGGUCGUCGGCGAUCUCGCCCAGUUCAUGGUGUCCAACAAGCUUUCGGCGGAGGACGUCAAGGUUCGCGCCUCGGAGCUCGACUUCCCCGGGUCGGUGCUCGAGUUCCUCGAGGGCCUCAUGGGCCAGCCGUACGGCGGCUUCCCCGAGCCGCUCCGUUCCGACGCCCUGCGCGGGCGCCGGAAGCUCGACAAGCGACCCGGCCUGAUCCUCGAGCCCGUCGACUUCGUCAAGGUCAAGAAGGACCUGGUCAAGAAGUACGGCGGCCCCGUCACCGAGUGUGACGUCGCGUCGUACGUCAUGUACCCGAAGGUGUUUGAGGACUACAAGAAGUUCACCCAUCAGUACGGCGACCUCUCGGUCCUGCCGACGAGGUAUCUGCUGGCGAGACCCGAGAUUGGCGAGGAGUUCCACGUCGAGCUGGAGAAGGGCAAGGUUCUCAUCCUGAAGCUCCUCGCCGUUGGACCGCUUAGUGAGCAGACAGGCCAGCGGGAGGUCUUCUUCGAGAUGAACGGCGAAGUCCGACAGGUGACGGUCAUGGACAAGAAUGCGGCGGUCGAGAACAUCCGCAGACCCAAGGCCGACGUCGGGGACUCGAGCCAGGUUGGCGCGCCCAUGUCCGGCGUGCUCGUCGAGCUGAGAGUGCACGAAGGUUCGGAUGUCAAGAAGGGUGACCCCAUCGCGGUCCUGUCGGCCAUGAAGAUGGAAAUGGUGAUAUCGGCGCCCCACAGCGGCAAGGUGUCCAGCUUACAGGUCAAGGAGGGCGACUCGGUCGACGGGUCCGACCUCGUCUGCAAGAUUGUGAAGGCCUAG